CGGGACUCACUUAUUGCUUCUCUAGGCUAUGAUGAGCGUCACACAAUGGAUGGCAAAAUCGAGUACCAACUAGUGCUUUCGCUUGCCCCGCUCGGUUGCUUGCAGGAUUGGUUAAUUGCCAACACCAUGGGCUUCGAAGCGUUCUGCAGCAUGGCCAAGUCCAUCACGCGUGGCCUUUCGCAUCUGCAUACAGAAAUAAGUCGGGGUGACGAAUAUAAGCCGUGCGUCGCGCAUCGCGACUUCAACUCGCGUAACGUGCUCGUCAAAGCCGAUCGAACGUGCUGCAUCGGGGAUUUUGGUUUUGCCUUGAAAGUAUUUGGCUCCAAGUACGAAUACCGCGGCGAAGUUGCUGUAGCCGAAACAAAAAGCAUCAACGAAGUGGGCACGCUCCGUUACAUGGCACCGGAACUGUUGGAGGGCGCCGUCAAUUUGCGUGACUGCGAAACAUCACUCAAGCAAAUGGAUGUUUAUGCUCUGGGAUUGGUACUGUGGGAGGUGGCUACUCGAUGCUCGGACUUCUAUCCACCUGCCCAAAUGACGCCAUCCUACAAAGCCCCCUACGAACAGGAGGUCGGCACCCAUCCCACUUUUGACCAAAUGCAGGCGUUGGUGGUGCGGCACAAGGCACGACCCUUGUUUCCCGCAGGCUGGGGUGGGGGCUCUGCGGCCAAGUUGAUAAAGGAUACAUGCGAGGAUUGUUGGGAUCAUGAUGCUGAAGCGCGUCUAACAUCGCUCUGUGCCGAAGAGCGCAUGCAAGAAGCAGCUGGUUUGCGGCCGCGCUACUCACAUGCACAGUCGCCUAGUCCUUUGCUGAGCGCAAACAAUUUGUUGGUGCCUGAUCAGGUGGAUGGGAGCGUGAAAAUAUCCAUGGAUACGUGUAAUUCGGAAACAGAAACGAUGCUUCAGCCGCCACCAAACCAAAAGAUUUUGCCGCGCGCCCAAAGUGUGGGCAGUGAGUUAGGUAUCGCACCGCAUGCAGAGAAGAACCAUCUUAUUCACAACCAACAACAACUACAACCAUAUCAGGGACGCAACCCAUGCCAAGAGCGCAACCUGGCACCAGUGUCCAAUCGACCGCCCCAGAUUUUGGUUGAGAAAAGCAAGAAGCACAGCUUUCAAAACGGACAAGAAAACAGUUUUUCUUGCUUAGAAGACGACGUUUCAGUCGAAGACCUUAUCUCUGGUGGUAGCUCGAAAAAAAUUAACAAUUUCAUGACAGAGAAUGCACCGAGCAUGGGAGAAGGCUUUCCUAAGCAACACAAUACCGAUCGGAAAUUGAGAGGUUGGCAUGGCGUUCGGGCGCUAAUACAGAAAAAACUUUUCCGCAAAAGCGACGUUGGCAACGACCUUUUCCAGCAGCAGUUCGGGUUCGGAGAUGAAAAGUCUAACUUGGUGGACAAUCGGUACGCUGCCGUUAUUAAGGGGCUCGACAACAAUGGCAGCGAUAGGUUGGCAAAGGCAGCAACAAUUAGUUACAUAGAUGACCGGCAACGCAGCAAUAACGGUGUGGCCACAACCAAGACCACAAUGCUCACUGAUGUCUACCCACAUACACGGCGACCCAACAACCUUGACUUGAGUCCUAUGAACGGUUCAGCCGUACCAGUAGGAGAGUCCAGCGGCCCGCUUAAUGCUCCUGUUGCUUACAACAAGUCAAAUCUAAUUCAAAGCAUAGCGGAGGAGAGCAACGACAGGAGCGCCAAACAACACCUUCAGCAAGUAGACAAACGCACUAGCACGCCAUGCCAUGUGGUGCCACGUUCCCUCUCUUCUAGUCUAAUUAAACACAUAAACCGCAAUAACAAUAACGUGAGUAAAGGCGAGCUGAAUACCAUAAACGCUACGAACAGCAGCCCUAAGGAAACCACGCCUGCACCGGUGUCCAACUCGACCGGUCACCUCAAAGCGCCCAGCAAUACAGAUAUCCUCUUUAGGCGGCAGCGGAGCCUUGAAAUGUUUCGCGAGGUGUUCAGUGGCCGAGGCAGCACGGAAAAGCUACGAGAUCCCAGUCAGCGCGUCAAAACGCCAGGUGAUGUGCCGCCCUCUGUGCGCAAGGUGCGAGCCUCGAAGACGCUUAGCCUAUACGACGAUCGGAUGAUGGACUCUUCAACGCUGAAUAUACUCUAGCAUGAGGAGGUUCUGUUGCUGGAGUUGUAAGCAGUUUGGCCCCGGGUUGCCCGUCAGCUUACCAUUUCAGUAGGCAGAACAGAGUGCACAGAGUGUAGAUGAAUGUGAAAGGAAUGGAGACGAAAAUAAAUACUCGCGCGCGGUUUUUUCGAAGCUCAUCGACAGGAUGAGCUUAUACUCACUCAUAGAUGUAGUUGCGUUGAACGCGCGGCUCAUAAGUAGAUCGUAGGUCUUCGUAGUACCACCCCUUCCAUUGAGACCCUACUCUACAUAUGUGUGUAGUAUGUAUUGUGUUUGUAUUCAAAUGUCUACGCACGUGUGUGCUGAAAAAACCAAAGUCCUUAUAGUGUAAUAUUGAACGUGUUUUUGUACGAAGUCUAUGUAUGUAUGUAUGUAUGUAUCUCUAAAAACAGUCGCCAGUAAGCUAGUCUUAAGUUUGUAUGCAGUAGUUAAUGUAUAUGUAU
This is a messenger RNA of Rhagoletis zephyria (snowberry fruit fly), 2591 nucleotides long. It is a transcript of the gene wit, whose product is annotated as kinase protein wishful thinking. Gene Ontology annotation, cellular component: signaling receptor complex; plasma membrane. The record is from RefSeq and is a predicted model, not a curated record. Gene Ontology annotation, biological process: protein phosphorylation; BMP signaling pathway; cellular response to growth factor stimulus. Gene Ontology annotation, molecular function: transforming growth factor beta receptor activity; ATP binding. NCBI's taxonomy places the organism in Eukaryota, Metazoa, Arthropoda, Insecta, Diptera, Tephritidae.